AUGAAGAAAUCUGUAGCUCAGUGGCAGGCCCCUUCUCUACAUCGAAAAUCGAUUCUCGUCGUGACCAAGAUUGGAGGUUGCUCCAAAGUCCGCUCUGACCCCUGGAUGUUAAGCCGGGUAAGCCAAUUAGGCAAAACUUGUUCGAAGAAGGGACGCAAGUGCGGACAACAGGCUACGAUGAUUCCAGUGCUCAUCUGGGCAACUGACCACAUCAACGAGGUGCCCAUCCUGAACGUCCAAUCGGUCCCUUGCGAAGAUGGAUGCAAUGGCGACCUUAUGAGCAAGGCGAAAGUGCAGUCUCCAGACAACAUAGUGUGGCAUGAGCCAGGCCAAGGCAUCCAGAGCCACUCCGAGGGAGGCAAUGGCAAUGAUAGCAGGUCGAAGACUGAAGCAGUAUUUUGA
Molecule: messenger RNA, 402 nt
Organism: Plenodomus lingam JN3
Lineage: Eukaryota; Fungi; Ascomycota; Dothideomycetes; Pleosporales; Leptosphaeriaceae
Source: RefSeq, a predicted model, not a curated record